Molecule: messenger RNA, 2629 nt
Organism: Ananas comosus (pineapple)
Lineage: Eukaryota; Viridiplantae; Streptophyta; Magnoliopsida; Poales; Bromeliaceae
Exons: 5
Coding region: 94-1983 (629 amino acids)
Source: RefSeq, a predicted model, not a curated record
AGGAUUUUUCAUGCCAACCUGCACCUCCAACUCCGCAUUUGCCUCGUCCUCCGCCGUCGCUGCCACCUAACAUCGGGUAAAAUCCAAGGCGAAAUGCUUCUCCGUCCCCAGUUCUCCUCCCGGCGGAGGUCCACCUUCGGCCCUCAGCUCUGCGCCUUCGCCGCUGCGCUCCUCCUCCUGCUCUCUCUCACCGUCCUCCACUCCCGCCUCUCCGCCGCCCCCUCCCUUCUCUCCCUCCCCUCCGUCUUCCCCCGCCCUCCGUUCGACCCCCUCGACGACCGUAUCGACGAGCUCGACGUCCUCGACGAGGACGCCGAGCGCUCCCGCCUCCUAGGUCUCGCGGAGGAGGACGAAAUCGUCCGCACCAAUGACGCCGACGCCAACGCCGACGCCGACGCCGACUCCGACGAGUCGGACCUUCCUCUCGCCCCGCCCUCCCCCUCCGGGCUCUUCUGGGACCACGCCCUCGGCGUCGCCCGCCGCCCUUUCGGACGCCCCGCGACCGGUGCGUGGUGGGGAGACGACGCCCUGCCGAACGAGCUCCGGCAGGCAGAACGCAGCCGGAUCGCUUUUGGAUCUGAUGACGAGCCGGUCGACGAGGACGUACGACUCAAGCUCAGCCUGAUCAAGCGGAUAGAGGACGUCCUGCUGCUCAAGGUCGGGGGCGGGGGAGAUUCCGUGCUGCGGGAGGGGUGGGCGCGGUGGCUGGAGGGGAAGGGGGAUUUCCUCCGGCGCGACAGGAUGCUCCGCUCCGACCUCGAGCUGCUGAACCCUAAGAACCAUCCUCUGCUCCAGGAUCCUGACGGGCCUGCGCUCACGGCGCUCACCAAGGGAGACCUGCUGAUGCAGAAGGCCCUCUUCAAGGAAAUGGAAAAGAUCCCGUUUGUAAAGGGAGGUGCUAGGGAUGUCAAAGGAUCUGAGAGGCGAAGUCUGCAUUCGGACGGAAAGGAGGAAGAGAAGAAUGAGAUAGCUCCCAAGGAGAGGGAAGAACGUGAGGUGGGGAGGAACAAAAUGGCUGUGCAGAAAGGGGACGCGGAAGAGAAGGAGAUUCGUGAUGUCACUGAUGGCUGGAGAUGGGGUUACUUUCCUGGCUUAGACCGGCAUCUCAAGUUCUCUGAGUUCAUGGAUCGGUUUCUGGGGGAUGGUCGGUGCUCAAUGAGGAUCUUCAUGGUUUGGAACAGCCCGCCGUGGACAUAUGGUGUGCGGCACAAGCGGGGUCUGGAAAGCCUUCUCCGGCAUCAUAAGGAUGCGUGCGUUGUUGUGUUUUCAGAGACCAUAGAGCUGGAUUUCUUCCGAGAGUUCGUCAAGGAUGGAUUUAGAGUUGCUGUUGCUGUACCAAAUCUUGGUGAACUUUUGGAUGACACUCCAACCCACAUUUUUGCAUCUGUGUGGUUUGAAUGGAGGAAGACAAAGCAUUACCCAAUACAUUAUAGUGAGCUAAUACGUCUUGCUGCUCUAUACAAGUAUGGUGGUAUCUAUCUUGACUCCGAUGUUAUAGUUCUAAAUCCGUUACAAUCACUCCAAAAUUCUGUUGGAGUUGCAGACAUUAUUGAUGGGAACUCAACCUUUACUGGUGCGGUGAUGGCAUUUGAAAAGCACAGUAAUUUCCUUAUGGAGUGCCUAAAAGAAUUUUAUUCAACAUAUGAUGAUACCCUUUUGAAGUAUAAUGGAGCUGAUCUGGUCACAAGAGUACUAAACAGGUUUUCCACCAAAGCAGAUAAAGGCUAUGGACAGCUGAAUAUAAAGAUAGAACCUCCUUUUGUAUUUUACCCAAUUAGUCCAAUAAAUAUCACAAGGUACUUUGCAGAACCAGUUGAUGAAUUUGAAAGAGUGCAGCAAGAUGGUUUUUAUGCAAAGAUGAUGAAUGAAUCAGUUACGUUUCAUCUCUGGAAUAGCAUUACGUCUGCGCUGGUCCCUGAACCCAAUAGUCUUGUGGAUAGGAUCUUAAAUCACUAUUGUCUCUAUUGCCGUGAUGUUCUGUAAUGGAGCGAGGAGGAAAAUUCUGAAGUUUCAUUCAGUAGAAGCUGUCCUUUAUCAAAGAGACACAGAGGCACUGCUAUGGGGAGUCAACUUGAAACUUGGGUUUAAACCAUACAAAUUAGUAAUUAUAUCAUGCACCUAAAGGAUCUCUAGUUGUGAGGAUCAUUGUAACUGGUUAUGAGUCACACUAUAGGCCCCAGAUACAGAAAUAAGCAAUUUUACAUAAAAGGAUUCAUGAAUCCAAAAACAUAUACAUAGCAUCUGCUAAUACGAAGGACCCCGCAGAGGCUUCAUUUAUUUAGAUUCAUUUUUAAAACAUAUAUAUGCUAGGAGGAGCACAAGGCGGUGCAGACUUCUUCAGAGUUCCAACUUGAGUACAAGUGAUGAAGGCCUCGUAUGAUAUUGAUUUCUGGAUAAAAUAUGCUCUGACCACUGUAAUAGUAAUUUUGUGGAACCUCACUAAGAAAAGUUUGAUGUCUUCCUAUUCUUUGAGUUGAGAGUGGUUGCUCUGGUAUGAUUAUAUGAAGUUUCUUGUGAUGGAUAUGUGGGAAAGUUUACCUGUUAUACUGGCUCUAGAACAUUUUUAUAUAUUUUGUUCACUUCACCUUGUGCAAAUUUAGACUUGCUCUUUGGGAAGGUUGCUUAUCAA